AUGUCCUCCGAUACAACCAUGCACGCUGUUCAGAUCCCAAAGCAUGGAGACAGCUCUGUGCUCGCAUACGUGUCUGUCCCAAAGCCUGCACCCAAGCCCGACCAAGUCCUUGUUAGGGUCGCCUAUGCCGGCGUUAAUUUCAUUGACACAUACCAACGAUCUGGUCUCUAUCCCCAAACACUCCCUUUCAUCCUUGGGCGUGAGGGCUCCGGAGAAAUCGUCGAAGUCGGACCUGAGGCCAAAGGCGAUUUUAAGGUCGGGGAUCGCGUUGCCUUCAUGGGUCCCGGAAGUUAUGCUGAGUACGAUGCAAUCUCCACAGUCUCGCUUGCAAAGCUCCCUGAUGGUAUUACUCUCGAGAAGGGUGCAGCGCUUCUCCUGCAGGGUCUAACCGCCUGGUCAUUGGUGCGUCAGGCCUAUAGGGUCGAGAAGGACGACUGGGUUCUGAUUCACGCUGCUGCAGGUGGUGUUGGUCUGCUCCUCUGCCAGAUGUGCAAACUUCUGGGCGCCAAUGUCAUUGGAACGACCUCCAACGACGCGAAGUCCAAGCUUGCCAAAGAGAACGGCGCCGAUUACGUUGUGGACUACUCUAAUGGCUAUGACGCUCUUAUUGAAAAGGUCAAUGAGCUGACUGGCAACAAGGGUGUUCAUGUCGUCUUUGAUGGCGUGGGUGCCUCAACUUUUGACGUCAGUUUGAAAGUUGUCCGCCGUCUGGGAACCGUGAUCUCGUUUGGUAAUUCCAGUGGUGCAGUUCCGCCAGUGAAUAUCAUGCGUUUAGCCGAGAAGAACAUUCGGUUGAUGCGUACGACUUUGUUCCAGUACAUCACUACACGCGAGGAAUUCGAUGCUCUCAGCUCAGAGCUGCUCCAAUUGGUGGCGGAGGGUAAGCUGGACUUUGCGAUUCACAAAGUCUACCCGAUCCAAGAUGUGAAGCGCGCCCAUGACGAUCUGGAGAACCGCAGGACCACCGGAAAACUACUGCUCAAGAUUUAA
This is a messenger RNA of Gamsiella multidivaricata, 990 nucleotides long. RefSeq lists its product as uncharacterized. NCBI's taxonomy places the organism in Eukaryota, Fungi, Mortierellomycota, Mortierellomycetes, Mortierellales, Mortierellaceae. The transcript is spliced from 2 exons. Bases 1 to 990 code for a protein of 329 amino acids. Gene Ontology annotation, molecular function: zinc ion binding; quinone reductase (NADPH) activity. Gene Ontology annotation, cellular component: cytoplasm. Gene Ontology annotation, biological process: cellular response to oxidative stress. The record is from RefSeq and is a predicted model, not a curated record.